Messenger RNA from Aspergillus bombycis, 231 nucleotides. RefSeq lists its product as uncharacterized. Lineage: Eukaryota; Fungi; Ascomycota; Eurotiomycetes; Eurotiales; Aspergillaceae. The transcript has a single exon. The record is from RefSeq and is a predicted model, not a curated record. The coding region runs from base 1 to 231 and encodes 76 amino acids.
AUGCGCUUCUUCACCCUCGCAGUCGCUAUCUUCGCAACCAGCGCCCUCGCUGCCCCAGCCCCAGCUGCCAUCAACCCCGACUGGAUGGGAGGCAUUCUGAACAUCUUCAACAGACCCCACGGCAAGAACAGCGUUGAAGCUAGUGUUAGCCCGAGUGCCAGCGCUGCUAGUUCCAGUGUCGCUUUGGUUCCUACUUCCAGUCCCACUGUCGGCACCAUUGUCCCGCUGUAA